This is a messenger RNA of Entrophospora sp. SA101, 1062 nucleotides long. The record is from the annotation of a GenBank genome assembly. NCBI's taxonomy places the organism in Eukaryota, Fungi, Glomeromycota, Glomeromycetes, Entrophosporales, Entrophosporaceae.
AUGGACCAUGAUGAAACUCAUAGUAAUACACCGAGUGAACCUUUCCAUACCAUUCCGAUCUAUCAACCAGACGCUUCUUCAUCCGAUAGUGAUAGUAACGAUAAUAACGAGAGCCCAGUAAACUUAGAUUCACCUGUAGAAGAAAAUAGAGAAAACGUUUUGCAACGUUCCACCACCAUUACCUCAGUAUUACAACAUAGACCAAGAAUUCAACCACCACCGCGUUCUUUUACUGAACCAGUACCAAAACAUGAACGACAUCCUUCCGAUGGUGAUGAAUCAUCAUCAUCAUCUUAUAAAAAAAGUAAACAUGAACUGUCAAAAGAGAAUUUGGAAAAGACUCAUCGAAAAAGUAGUGAUCAAUCAAAAAGAGAUUCAAAAUCAUAUGAUAAUUCAAUGCGUGGAAUAAAAAAAGAAAUGUCAAGCGUAGCAAUAGAUGAUGGUGGUGGUUUAAGUUUUUCAAGCAAUUACGCUUAUCUUUCACCACCAUUCGGACGUAUAAUAUCAAGUGAAAUAGUUGACGGUAAAAAUUAUGUUAGCAAUCUAGUUGGACUAGUGAUUUUACCCUGUCUUUUUUUAAUAUUGUAUUUAAGUAUUGUCACAAUAUGGACUUAUAUUGAUUUAAAGAAUAAAGGUUUCGAUUCAUCAUUUACAGUAGCAUACUAUUCUCCACUUAUGCUGUUUUCAAUAUUUUACGGAGAGAAAAAAAGAGUUGACGUGUCAAAAUUUCAUGAAGUUAAUUAUGGUGCAAAAUGGUGGAGAUUUGGUACUUCGAAAGUGAGAGAAGGCAUCAUAAUGUCGAUAUAUUGUAUAUUUGUAAUAGGAUUUGUUACGUCUGAUAUAAUUAGUAGGGCUUUGAAUGAGUCAAAUUUACAAGUAUCGAAAGUGUUUGAGGAUUUUGUACCAUUUUUAUUUAUGUUGAUUAUAUUUUCUAGUGGAUUUUUUAUAUUUAUUUGGACUGUUGUGGAUCCGGUCAUCGAUGGCACAUUACACGGAAGUGGUGAAGGAAAAAAGAGAUUAAUCGGAGUGUUGCCAAAUGCUUUUAAAUCAAAGAGGGUUUGA